This is a messenger RNA of Corylus avellana, 2150 nucleotides long. RefSeq names its product phosphatidylserine decarboxylase 1 (gene PSD1). Gene Ontology annotation, biological process: phosphatidylethanolamine biosynthetic process. Gene Ontology annotation, molecular function: phosphatidylserine decarboxylase activity. Gene Ontology annotation, cellular component: mitochondrion. The record is from RefSeq and is a predicted model, not a curated record. NCBI's taxonomy places the organism in Eukaryota, Viridiplantae, Streptophyta, Magnoliopsida, Fagales, Betulaceae.
CCCUCACGGACUAGGACUCUCGGUCUCACGCUCACGCUGUCACUCUGCAUCUCUCUCCCAGUCUCUCGUCUCCCGCCGUCUCUUCUCUGCAUCUCUCUCCCAGUCUCUCGUCUCCCGGCGUCUCUUCUCUCGUCUCUCUCGCUGCCGCUCUCGCCUAGCCGUCUCUCGGUUUCGCUGCCGUCCUCGCCUCGCGGUCUCUCGCCGAUUUGGUGAAUCUUGGUGGUAAGGUCCACCAGCUCCCCUGCUCCAUCAAGUACGACGGCCCUACAGUAAACGAGCCGAGCCCUAGAUUUUCCACAUUCACUAUUUUUAUUUUGUUUCUCUUUUUUUCUUUAAUAUUCCACUUGUAUAGAUUUUUUAUUUUUUAUUUUGAAUUAGUUGUAUAAAAAUUAUAUAGAGAGCAUAGUGGAUGUUGAAUAAUUUUGUGAAGCAAGUUUUCUAUGCAUUCCCCAGAACGAAAGAGAAUAUAAGCAGGCAUACGGUAGGUCACAAAACCCUGACCAGACCGCCACCCCCGAAGCAGGAUACUAUAAUUUUACAAAUAUGAAAUUCAGGGCUUCGCACAGGCUCCCAUUAUUCCUUUACCAUACUCGCCGCGGUUACCUCCAUAGCCAGCACCGCUGCUUCAACUCGUUCUUGCAAAAGUUCCAAAGAACCACUAAAGCGCGAGCUUCUAUCAAUGGCGGAAGUGGCCGUUCUCAAAGUGAUUCUUUUCUGGUGCCUGGUGCAACUGUUGCUACCUUACUAAUGCUUGGUUUUCUCCAUGCCCGUCGGCUUUAUGAUGGAAAGAAGAUUGAAGAGGCGCGAGAAAAAGGAAUUGAAUUCGAGUUCCAACCUGAUGUAAAAGCAACAUUUCUGACAUUGCUACCCCUGCGCUCUAUCUCUAGAUUUUGGGGUUUCUUGACAGGCCGGGAACUUCCUGUUUGGCUGCGCCCUUACGCAUACAGGGCAUGGGCUAGGGCGUUCCAUUCAAAUUUAGAAGAAGCAGCUCUGCCUCUGGAUGAAUAUGCUUCUUUGCGGCACUUCUUUGUCCGCACCUUGAAAGAAGGUUCGAGGCCUAUUGACCGUGAUCCACGAUGUCUGGUUAGUCCUGUGGAUGGUACCGUUUUAAGAUUUGGAGAGUUGAAAGGAGCAGGGGCUAUGAUUGAGCAAGUCAAAGGGUUCUCCUAUUCUGUUUCUUCUCUUCUUGGUACAAGCUCUUUACUUCCCAUGAUAGCCGAAGAGGACAUGCAAGAAGAGCGCAGUGAACAGGAAAGUACUUCUAAAGAGAAGAACAAGAGGUCAUGGUGGAGAGUUUCAUUGGUGUCUUCUAAAGUUUGGAAUCCUAUGUCAGCACGUCCAAUGAAAGGCCUUUUUUACUGUGUAAUUUACUUGAUGCCUGGAGACUAUCAUCGCAUACACUCUCCAGUUGAUUGUAGCAUCCUUGUCCGCCGGCAUUUUUCAGGUUGCCUAUUUCCUGUAAAUGAGCGUGCUACAAGAACAAUCCCAAAUCUUUAUGUUGAGAACGAAAGGGUUGUACUUGAAGGUCUAUGGAAAGAAGGGUUUAUGGCAAUUGCUGCAAUUGGUGCGACAAAUAUUGGGUCAAUUGAGCUUUUCAUUGAACCAGAACUUCGGACGAAUCGACCAAGAAAGAAUUUACUGCACUCAAAUCCUCCAGAAGAACGGAUUUAUGAACCUGAAGGUGUUGGUGUGAUGCUCAAGAAAGGGGAUGAGGUAGCUGCUUUCAACAUGGGAUCAACAGUGGUGCUUAUCUUCCAGGCCCCCAUAUCAAAAUCGGUUGAAGAAGAUGGAGAUUCCUCGUUGGAGUUCAAGUUUUGCAUCAAACGCGGAGAUAGAAUCCGAGUUGGCGAAGCACUUGGGAGGUGCCCUGAUUAGUAAGCGACAACAUUUAUGAGCCAAUGUACAAGUGAUGCUUAAUAUAUAUAUAUAUAUAUAUAUAUAUAUAUAUAUAUAUAUAUAUAGUUUUUGGCAGUGCCCAUCCCCAAUCUCUAACUAUAUAUUAAUUGACAUUGAGUUUUGUAUUAUUCUUUAAUUUUAUUAUUAUAUUUUUCAUAUUUGUGUAAUUAACUCAAUCGUCGUGGUCUCCAAGGGGUAGUUCAAUCAGCUGGAAACCACGCCAUAUGAAACAAAUGUCACUAGUUUGAAUCUCA